Molecule: messenger RNA, 1401 nt
Organism: Lentinula edodes (shiitake mushroom)
Lineage: Eukaryota; Fungi; Basidiomycota; Agaricomycetes; Agaricales; Omphalotaceae
Exons: 8
Coding region: 1-1401 (466 amino acids)
Biological process (GO): asparaginyl-tRNA aminoacylation
Cellular component (GO): cytoplasm
Molecular function (GO): ATP binding; asparagine-tRNA ligase activity
Source: RefSeq, a predicted model, not a curated record
AUGAGCCUUAUAUUUGCUGCAUAUGAGCCUUAUAUUCUGCUAGAUAUGAUUAUGGAACUAUUCAAAAUAUUCUCUAUGCGCAUAUUUAGAGAGUUUUUUUGUGUAUUUGGCUGGGUUCAACCUCUACGACCACAGAAAGAUAUCACCUUUCUUACUCUAUGCGAUGGUACAGGAUAUCUUCAAGUUGUUCUUUCAGGCCGCGUCGUAAAAUCAACCGUAGAACUUGUAGGAAUGCUUCAAGUUGUGCCAGAGGGAGAGACCGCUCCUGGUGGACACGAAAUUAUUGUCAAUCACUGGCAACUUGUAGGGGCUGCACCCCUAACCAAAACCAACCCUUCGAUCCAAGCUGAUCUCUGCCAUUUAGUCCUCCAUGGUGAAGUUGCAUCUGCAGUACUUCAACUGCGCGCGGCCCUUCCGGCUGCCUUCCGCCAAACAUUUGUUAAACAUUCUACUAUUGAGGUGACACCGCCGUGUCUUGUGCAAGCCAUGGUUAAAGGUGGCGCGACGUUAUUCAAAUUAGACUAUUACGGCCAGCUUGUGUUUUUGACGCAAAGCUCCCAGCUAUACCUCGAAACGUGCUUACCAGUUGUGGGUGAUGUGUUUUGCGUGCAAGAGAGCUUCCGGGCAGAGAACAAUCACACACGACGCCAUCUGAGCGAGUAUACCCACUUAGAGGCUGAACUCGGAUUUAUCAACUUUGACGAUUUAAUGAUUGAGGCAGUGAUCUGCGAAUCAGUAGACAUUCUUCUUGCCAAUCCAAGUUCUGCCGCGCUUAUCAAACAGCUUAAACCGAAACUCCAACCUCCUGCACGCCCCUUCCUACCUCUCUCCUAUGUGGAUGCCAUAAUCUGGCUCAACGAACAUGGAAUCAAAUGUCCUGAAGAGGACAAGGAUGGGAAUGCGAUCAAGGAUGAAAACGGGAAAGACAUCAUGGUUGAACACACUGUAGGCAAUGAUAUCGCUAAAGCUGCAGAGCAGAUGACGGACAUCAUUGGGAAGCUGGUCUUCCUAUAUAGAUUCCCCGCGGAGCUGAAAGCAUUCUAUAUGAAGAGGAUGCCACAGAAAGAAGGUAGCAAUGUGGUGUUCACUGCGAGCUGUGAUCUACUGAUACCCAACGUUGGGGAGAUUGUUGGCGGUUCAAUGAGGAUAUCAGAUUACGACGAGCUGAUUACUACGUACAAACAGGGAGGAAUGGAUCCCUCUAUAUAUUAUUGGUACACGGACCAGAGGAGGUACGGUACUUGUGAGCAUGGGGGAUAUGGAUUGGGAGUCGAGCUUGGCUGGCAGACCGCUACACCAUUAGAGAAUGCUCACUUUACCCAAGGUCAGUCCAAUUCCGAAAUUGAUUACAUGAGCACUUAUCAUAUUGUGUGCAGAUGGCCCGAACGAGCUACGCCUUGA